AUGGUGUACGUACCCAUGGCGCAAAAUAGGGGAAACAUGUUACGUGUACAAAGCUCAACGGAAAAGAAUUUUCACACCAAUGGGAACUUCGAUUACGCCCCGGAUGUAAGCACACAUAACGAUGCUUCUAUAAACAGUAAUUUUUCGAUUGGGGGAAACAGCCUUCCACGCAUUUUGAAAAUGUACACAAGAGAGCUGCAAAGUUCUAGCGAGGCACAGAGAAGUGAUGGUUCUCAUUUGAGGAGUGAAAAUUUAUUUCCACACAGAAAUGAGCAUGUCAGUGAGAAUACAUGCCUAACGAGCAUCCUUCACCUGAGCGAUGUAAUUACAUCACAGAGCGAAAGUUGUGUACGUCUGAAUGAUGAACAUUUAAAUUGUUACCAUUCCUCGGUAAAUAGCAAUGUUUCUCGAAUUGAAAGUGGAGUUCCUUCCUGUUUAGCUUCAUCGCUAUUAGCAAAAUUUUGUUGCACAGAAAUACCCAUCCAUGAGGAAGGGGAAGUAGUAAACUGCAAGACAGAACCAAAUUGUGCAAAAAUCGCCGAAGCGACUCUUUCUAAGAACGCUCAAAAUAAUGGUGACGAUAAUAAUACUCAAUUUGGUACCCUGAAAAACAGAACAAAUAAUGAAAUAAAAAAUAUUCAAGCAAAUGAUUCCCCAGCUCAGGAAGAUCAUCUGACUUCGGUGGGAGCUCCUUCAAUUUACUUCCCCAUUAAAGAGAAUUCGGAGGAUGUACAAGCUUUGUAUGAUAGUAAAAAGCACACAAGUGAUGAAUCGCUUCCCUCUAGAAAAAGGUAUGCUUUGUCUAAUCCUACAGAGGACGCGAAAACAACAAACACGUAUCAGAUAAGUCAUCCUACCGUAGUACCCAACCCAGAAUGUGAAGGAUAUGUGAAUGGCAAUCCUGAAAAGGAACGGGGCCAAGACAAAUUACAACUUGCGGAUGGUCAUAUGAAGGAACGCAUGAUGGUAUAUUAUCCGGAUGAGGAAAUGCAGGGGGGUAAAACAACUUUUAGCACAAAAUUGAGUGCAUUGAAUGAUGACAAUUUUGAGCUAACGGAAAUUUCAUGUAACACUGGAGGGGAUGGAAUAGAACGAAGAAAAAAACAUGGAAGUGAAAAAAAUUGCAUUUUUUCCGAAGAAAAAAAGAACUCUACAGCUUCAUCUUUAAGUAAGAAACCACGGAGCUACUCGCUAGAUGAUAUAAAAAACGGAAAAAUAGAAAUUCCAAACGUUAUAUUUACGAAGUUACCCUUCAAUUCGAGCGGAGACAAUGUCAUAGAUUCGUAUAGGCGAAAUCAUAAGCUGCUCAAUUUUAUGAAGGACUGCAACGAAUCAGUUGAUCUGAUUUUAAAAUACCCACAAAUUGAAAGGAGCCAAAAUAUACCAUUCAAAGUACCAUCGGAAAUUUCCCCUGCAAUUAGGAGCAAAAUUGGUUCGGCCAUUAUAUAUGAAGACAAAUUUGACAGGAGGAACUAUCACCCACAAGUUAAAAACUUACAUAUGGGAAAAAUAUACGAAAAUCAUGUUUUUAACAUAUUGAAAAAUAAAAAGGAUUUAAGGAAGAAACUAUUCAACCGAAGUAGUAGGUAUGAAAAAUAUAAAUAUAAUAAUACCAAUGGCUUCUGGAUAAGUAACAUUGACAAGAAACGUUUAGUGGACCCCGAAAGGAACGAUAGCUAUAUUACCGAGCUAAUAUAUGAAAAGAAUGGAUCCUAUGCUGAAGAAAUGGGAACGCUAAAGCGUUGCACAGGUUACGAUGGUAUUCCAUCUAUUGUGGAAUUCUAUAAAGAUAAUAAUUUUUAUUUAUUUUUACAAAAGGAGGGAAUAACCCGUGAUUAUUUGAACCCCGUCAUGGCAACUACAAUGCGUCGCUACGACAUAGAAAAGGUUUCGGCCUAUGAAUAUAUCCACACGCGUGAGUGUAUCACGCCCGUUCAUUGUUCGUAA
Messenger RNA from Plasmodium knowlesi strain H, 1947 nucleotides. RefSeq names its product conserved Plasmodium protein, unknown function. The record is from RefSeq and is a predicted model, not a curated record. The transcript has a single exon. NCBI's taxonomy places the organism in Eukaryota, Apicomplexa, Aconoidasida, Haemosporida, Plasmodiidae. The coding region runs from base 1 to 1947 and encodes 648 amino acids.